CCUUACUAUUAAAGCCGUAGGAAUGAGUGAGGCAGACGACUCUAGAAGCAGAGGCACUCUGUGAAGGGGAAGUCAACUCUGAGGAUGCCAGAGCCAACCAAAAAAGCAGUCUCUGCCUUUGUCAAGAAGCCAAAGGGUCAGGAGGCAGAAGAGGGCUCCUGUGUGGUGUUUGAGGCGGAGACAGAGAAGCACAACGCUAAAGUCAAAUGGCAGUGCGGCGCAAAGGACAUAGACAACAGCAAGACACACGUAAUCGCUGCAGACGGAAACAAACACUCCUUCACCAUACCAGCCGUCACCAAGGGAGAUGCCAAUGUCUAUGCGGUGAUUGCUGGGGGGUCGAAGGUGAAGUUCGAGCUGAAAGUUAUAGCAAAGCCAGGCGAUGGGGUACCGGACACCCAGAAGCCCCCGGCUACAGCUGACGUCCCGGGGGAUACGGCAGCAACUGGGACCCCGGCAGGAGAGGGGGAACCGAGCACUGGUCCGGUCCCUGCACCGGCAGACCCCCCUGCACCUGCAUCGGCAGAGCCCCCGGCAACGGCAGACCCCCCGGCCCCGGCUGCACCCACCGAGGAUGCUCAGCCCGACACCAGACAGGAUCUGACUGGUCUGUUCACAGAGAAACCGCAGAGUGGAGAAGUUACCGUUGGUAAGACCAUCACGUUUGUGGCCAAGGUGCACCUUGGCACGCUGUUGAAGAAACCAGCUGUCAAAUGGUUUAAGGGGAAGUGGAUGGACCUCGCGAGCAAGUGUGGGAAACACCUGCAGCUUAAGGAGACGUAUGAUCGGAAAACCCAGAUCCAUACCUUUGAGAUGCAAAUUGUAGAGGCCAAGCCCAACUUUGCAGGGGCUUACAGAUGUGAGGUGUCAUCCAGGGAUAAGUUCGACAGCUGUAAUUUUGAUCUGAUCGUACACGAGGCCUGUGCUGUUGAAGGCUUUGACAUCAGGGCAGCUUUUAGACGCACUAGCAUUGAUGGGAAAGAGGAUUCGGGGGAGCUGGACUUCAGCGGCUUGCUCAAGAAGAGGGCUACGCAGACGAACGCAGGGCCUGAUGUGGAUGUCUGGGAGAUUCUCAAGAAGGCCCCUGUAACAGAUUAUGAGAAGAUUGCCUUCCAGCACGGCAUCACAGACCUGCGGGGCAUGCUCAAGAGACUGAAAAAGAUGAAGAAAGAAGAGAAGAAAAGUGAAGCCUUCAACAAGAAGCUGGAUCCUGCCUACCAAAUAGAGAAGGGCCAUAAAAUUAAGUUAGCCAUUGAAGUGACUGAUCCAAACGCCUUGGUGAAGUGGAUGAAGAAUGGACAGGAGAUUCAGCCCACUGGAAGCAAGUACAUCUUCGAGAGCGUUGGCAACAUGCGCUACCUCACCAUCAACCACUGUUCCCUGGCUGACGACGCAGCCUACACCUGCGUGGUGGGAGAGGAGAAGUGCACCACUGAGCUUUUCGUCAAAGAGCCUCCCGUAACCAUCGUGAAGGACCUGGAAGAUCAGAUGGUGAUGGUGGGAGAGAGGGUGGAGCUGGAGUGUGAGGUGUCCGAGGAGGGAGCUCCUGUCAAGUGGGAGAAAGAUGGCGUGGAACUGACAAGAGACGAGUCAUUCAAGUAUCGCUUUAAGAAGGACGGCCUGAAACACAUACUGAUCAUAAACGAGGCUACGAAAGAAGACUGCGGCCACUACAGAGUCAAGACCAACGGAGGAGAGUCAGUAGCAGAACUAAUGGUGCAGGAGAAAGACCUGGAGGUUUACCAGAGCAUCGCAGACCUCACCGUGAAGGCCAAGGAAGAGGCGUUCUUUAAGUGUGAGGUAUCUGAUGAGAAGGUGAAGGGAACGUGGUACAAGAACGGUGUGGAGGUCAAGGCGAGCUCCAGAACCCAUAUCACUCACGUUGGCAGGAUUCACAAGCUGACCAUCGAUGCUGUGACCCCCGAGGAUGAGGGAGACUACACAUUCGUGCCAGAGGGCUACGCUUUCAACCUCUCUGCCAAGCUCAAUUUCCUGGAGGUGAAGAUUGAUUACGUUCCACGGCAAGAUCCCCCAAAGAUCCAUCUGGACUGUAUGGGCCGCAGUGCGGACUCUACCAUUAUAGUCGUGGCUGGCAACAAACUGCGGCUGGACGUCCCUAUCACUGGUGAUCCGGCCCCAACAGUGAUUUGGACCAAGGGAGGGAAGGCUAGUGCUGCAAAGCCAGAGGAUGCUGCAAACAAAGGAAAGGCCCCCCUCUCUUGGACCGUGAACGAGCUUGGAAAGGUGGUGUCAGAGGGAGACGGGAGAGUGCACGUGGAGAGCACCAUGGGCCACUGUGUGUUCACCAUUGAGGGGGCGGAGAGGCAGGACGAAGGGGGCUACUCGGUCAUUGUUCGCAACCCAGCCGGGGAGGACACCGCUGAAAUUAUCGUAAAAGUUGUCGACGUGCCAGACCCCCCCCUGGCCCCCAGGGUGCUGAGUGUGGGUGAGGACAGCUGUGUGGUCCAGUGGGAUCCCCCUGCGUUUGACGGGGGUCAGCCUGUCAUCGGCUACGUGCUGGAGAGGAAGAAAAAACAAAGCUACAGAUGGAUGAGGUUGAACUUUGACCCCUACCCCGACACAACCUUCGAAGCCAAGAGGAUGAUCGAGGGCGUGGCCUAUGAGAUGCGGGUCUACGCUGUCAACGCCAUCGGCAUGUCGUGCCACAGCGCUGCCUCCCAGCCCUUUGUACCAGUCGCUCCUACUAGCGAGCCCAUUGGGCUGUGCAUUGAUGACAUAAGCAACACCACCAUCUCGCUGAAGUGGAGGACGCCUGAGCGGGUGGGCGCAGCUCAGCUGGAAGGAUACGGGGUUGAGUACUGCAAAGAGGGCACAGAUGAAUGGGUGCCAGCCUUUGAAGGUCUGAUUGACAGAAACUCUGUGGUAAUCAAAAAUCUUUGCACUGGAGAUAAGCUGCAUUUUCGUGUGCGGGCCUACAACAUGGCUGGCCCCAGUCCCCCCGCCAGACUGGCCCAGGCCGUCAGCAUCCAGGAGAUCAUGCAGCGACCCAAAAUCUGGAUCCCCAGAAACCUUCGGCAGACUCUGGUUAAGAAAGUUGGAGAGAGCAUCAAUCUUGUGAUUCCAUUCCAGGGUAAGCCAAGGCCCACGGUGAGCUGGAGCCGAGAUGGUGAGCCCCUGAAACCCACAGAAGUCAGCCUCCGCAACAGCGACACAGACACCAUCCUCUUCAUCCGCAUGGCGGAGAGGACACACUCUGGGAAAUAUGAUCUCCAGGUGCAGAUUGAAAACGUUGUAGACACAGCCAGCAUCCAUAUACAGAUCGUGGAUCUUCCAGGAUCCCCUCAAGACCUUAAGAUUACGGACGUGUGGAGUUUUAACGUUGCAAUUGAAUGGAAGGCACCGAAGGACAAUGGAAACUGUGAUAUUAUUGGUUACCUUGUUCGGAAGGCCGACAAGAAGACCAUGGAGUGGUUCACAGUGUUUGAGCAGCACAGACGUACCAACUGCGUGGUGUCUGACCUGGUCAUGGGGAACGAGUACGUUUUCCAAGUGCUUGCCAUAAACCAGGUCGGCCUAAGCCCAGAACCUUGCAACUCCAAGGACAGCGCCUACAUCGAGAAAGCAGGUAGCCGCUACAAAUCCCCGAACUACAAGCAGCAUGACUUCUCGGAGGCAGCUAAGUUCACCCACCCGCUGGUCAGCCGCUCUGUGAUAGCGGGGUACAACGCCACGCUCAGCUGCUCCGUUAGAGGGAUCCCUAAGCCCAAAGUGACCUGGUACAAAAACAAGAUGGACAUCUCCAACGAGGCAAAAUACAGAAUGUUCAGCAAGCAAGGCGUCCUGACCCUGGAGAUACGCAAGCCCUGCACCUUUGACGGGGGGGUCUACACCUGCAAGGCGGUGAACGACAGCGGCGAGGACGUCGUGGAGUGUAAACUCGAAGUUCGCUCUCAAAUCUAUAAAGAGGAAAAAAAGAGAGAAGAAAAAAAAGAGAAAUGUGGAGAAUCUGACUGAAGAAGAGCCUGGGAUUUCAGGGCCAAGUGGGCAAAUGUGUUCAAGAUAAAUACGAUGAUAUCCGUUAUUUUUCACAUUUUGUGUUUUGACCACUUACCAUUUUGUGUGACCUAUUUACCAAUAAUGAGAACUGCUUGUCUCAGUCUUAUUUAUCAUUCGGCUGGUUUGUGGAUUUUUGUUCUGGCAUUCAGUAUUAGUAUUCAGAAAUAAUAAAAACAUCUGUGAAAACAGUAAUUAAACGCAUUCAAUCCUAUGUUAUACUGCUAAAAAGUAGGUAGACUGAUGUGAUUACAGCCAGUUGGUUGUGAUGCAACCUAGAAGCCUGGUAACGCUUUGCUUACGACACCUCACGACAACCUAAACCUAAUCCAAUAUUAUUUGUCAUGUUAACAGCGUAUACAGUUAUGAUUACAUUUAGGCCCUCUUCGAGAUGGUUUGGUUUAGGUUACAGACUGUUAAGUUUAGGUAUUAUGUGAGGGAUGGUUAAGUUUAGGUUUGAUAGUUCAUGUUAGAGAUGGUGAUGUGUAGGUAUUUAGUUAAUGGUAGUUAAAUUUAGGUACGAGGCUAGAGAUGGUUAUCUUCAUGUAUAACGUUAGAGAGUGGUUAUAUGUGUGAUUAAGUUGAAGCGCUGUUGUAUCUCUUCUCUAAAGAUGGUUCCAAGGUAAGGGUGUUAGAAGUAUAACAGAUGUGCUCAAAGACAGGGUAUAGAGAAAUAAAAGACUAUAAUCAAAUAAGGUUAGUCGGCCGUUGGACUGGUGUAAUGGAAGGUUGUUUGACGACCACACAAUACAACACCCCGGGAUUGGAAGGCCAACACUGCUAAACUAAAUGAACGCAGCCAUAUGGGUUGGCAAAUUUAAGUGUAUUUAAGCUUUCAGGAGUGAGGUUUACCAUAGAAGACUCAUGUAAACUCUUUACAUUGUGUCUCUUUGGUCCUUCUGCAUUGCAAGAAGAUUCUUGAUUAUGGAUAUAAGUGGAAACAUUUGUUGGGCAAUGAAAUCUCCUAUAAAUACAGCACCAUCAGUAAACUCAUUUAGCAGAGGAUUUUAUAGAUUUACAUCUGAGGUUGAGAACUAUCAAAGCAAAUACAAAUGGAAACAAAAAAGGAAAUGUUAGCAAUAAUCAUCACAUUUUUACAAUACUUGUUUCAAGAGGUGACCGCCACCUGUAUAGUUAUUUCAUCUAAAUAUUAGUGUUAUAAAAAACGAUACCAGCCGGUGAGAUGUUCCCAGAAAAGACUAGUCUUCAGAUAUUUAUGAAGACCGGGAGAAAUGCAGUUUCUUAAUUUGGUCUUCGACGAAUUGUAAGUAAUUCUCUAUUCUUCCCAAAUACCAGGAUAUAAUUAAAUGUAACACACCAGUCCCCUCUGUAUGUACCAAGUACGGUUUCAAAUUUGCCAAAUUAACAUACUUUGACCCUAACAAGUUUGAAUAAAGGCAAAUCAAAACCAAUUCAAAAGCUAUGCUCAGUAUCUUACCUGGGUCCACAUCAUGGGUCAUUAAGCUACUGUACCGCUCCGGGACUUUACUCCAUCCGUAGCUCCCCUAGCAGCAGGCUGGGGGUUGAAGAACAUUACCUUUAGCCAUUUAACAGAUGCCUAAAGGGACUUGCAUAAAACCAUCUGCUAAAUCAUAAUCCAAAGUGAUUGCCUGUGCCUUCAAGAGAAGCAGGUGGAGUCCCGGCAGAUUGCCUGUUACAUUACAGUAACAACUUGGCAAAGUGAAUACAUAUGUCUUUAGAUUUCUUUACCUUUUCUGAAAAGAUGGGAUUAGUGUAUCCCGGAAUGACUCUUGUGGCCACAACUGCCUGCAUGGUAGAUGCAUUAAAUUGACUAGGUUAAAUACAAUUCACAUUGGGGCAAAGAGUUUCUCCAA
Messenger RNA from Gadus chalcogrammus (walleye pollock), 5849 nucleotides. RefSeq names its product myosin-binding protein C, cardiac-type-like. Gene Ontology annotation, molecular function: protein binding. NCBI's taxonomy places the organism in Eukaryota, Metazoa, Chordata, Actinopteri, Gadiformes, Gadidae. The coding region runs from base 85 to 3975 and encodes 1296 amino acids. The transcript is spliced from 31 exons. The record is from RefSeq and is a predicted model, not a curated record.